This is a messenger RNA of Endocarpon pusillum Z07020, 1332 nucleotides long. RefSeq lists its product as uncharacterized. The record is from RefSeq and is a predicted model, not a curated record. Bases 1 to 1332 code for a protein of 443 amino acids. The transcript has a single exon. NCBI's taxonomy places the organism in Eukaryota, Fungi, Ascomycota, Eurotiomycetes, Verrucariales, Verrucariaceae.
AUGGCGUCUUUCUCACCCAUGUCCUCGAUAAUGGCACGGUCGUUACCUCCACAUUGCUCUCCUACCACACCAUUCCUUGCCCAGCUAUCGUCCUCCUUCCACAGCUGUAUACCUACAGCCCUAGCUCUACUAUCUACAACCCUAGGCACGUUGUCCAUCGUUUCAUGGUUGUUUGCCCAGCUACCACAAAUAUAUAAGAAUUACCAAAUACAAUCGACAGCGGGUCUGUCCAUAUUUUUCCUGGUUGAAUGGUGCUUAGGUGACGCCACAAACCUGCUUGGAGCUUUGUUCACACAUCAGGCUGGAUGGCAAGUAGUCGUUGCUGGAUAUUAUGUUUUUGUUGAUGUUUGCCUUGUUUGGCAGUACUUUUGGUACACAUACAUCAAGCGGAGUUUGGAUGGACAAAGCUUGCAUUCAUCAAAUAGCAGCGAUCUGGGCGAUAGCGAUGUCGACAGCAUCAAUGGGCUAUCGCCAAUCAACUCUCAUUUCAGGGACGAAGAGAUCGCCUCAUUGAAGUCGGACGGCGCCAAGUCAGGAAUUUCCGACUGUUCGCUUCCCAUCAAUGCACCACAACUCUCAGGGAGUGCAUCUGAGAAGGCGGCUCCAAAGCCGAUCUCAGCAUAUCUCUCCGAGAGCGCUGCCUCUAGCUGGAUGCCCUCACCUUCUCCACGCACCCUGCUCUACGUCUCCACGUCUUGCGCUCUUCUGUCCCGCGGAGCAAACGCCGCACCUACAACCGCAGCAUUUUUCACCGCAACAGCAGACAUUCACAUCCUCUCCGCCGAAUCCACAACCGAACUGGCCGGUCGGGUCCUCUCCUGGGCGUCUACCCUCCUCUACCUCGGCUCCCGCCUUCCCCAACUCUACCAAAACUUCAACCGCAAGUCCACCGCCGGUCUAUCACCAUUACUUUUCAUCGCCGCCUUCUGCGGCAACCUCUUCUACUCAUCCUCCCUCCUCACCAGCCCAAAUGCAUGGCAAUCUUUCCCACCCUACGGUGGCCAUGGAUGGGCUGGCCCUGAGGGAUCAGAUAGAUGGGAGUGGGUGGCCUUGGCGGCACCGUUCUGGCUUGGUGCUGCAGGCGUGCUAAGUAUGGAUGGGAUGAUGGGCGUGCAGUUUUUGCUGUAUGGCGGUUAUGGCGAGGAGAAGGUUGUGAAGGUAAGAGACAAGAGGGGUUGGAGUAGGUGGGAAAGAGUUAGUGGAUGGAUGAGGGGGUGGGUGCCGAGCGUGAGAGGCAAGGAGAAGGUUGUGGGGUUGGGGGAAAGCCAGAGGCUGAUGAGGGAGAGUAGGGAGUUGGAACGGAGUAGAGGGGGUUAUGGGAGUAUAAUAUAG